AUGUAUUCCAGCAGUCCCUGGUUCCAUCACAAAUCAGAUACUUUUAGCACGUUUAUUACAGAAAAAGAAAUCAUAAAGCCCAUUCCAGUUACAAGAAGGACCUUAUCAAAUGUAAAAUUCGAUAAUUCAAUUCUUGAAAAAUUAAAUGAUGAUUCGGCAAGCAUUUCUGAAAGAGAAAACCGAAAAGCAUUAACUCUCCCCUUUUAAACUGGAACCAAAAAUCUUGUUCUAUCUAGCGGGGAGUUAUAAACAAAAUUUACACUCAUAAAACAAUAUAAUUUAAGCAUAAUUAUUUUUGUAAAGAAUUAAAAAAAAAAUUAAUUGAGUUAGUGAAAAAAAUGUUUAAAUAUAUUCAACUUGCAUUUUUCUAUUAAAUUAGGUUUAAAACUAAUUUUAUAAAAAUUUAGUAUUUUUACUUUUAAUGUUUUAAAAAAAAUAAAUUGAACACAUAAUUUUGAACUUUAAUUUAUUUUAAUGAAAAAUUAAAUAAAAAAUUAGUCGAUUUGGAAACUGUUUAAAUAAGAUUCUAUUUGUGUUUUGUCGACUAAAUUGAUAAAAACUAAUUUUAUAGAAUAGGUAUUUUCAUCAAUAAAAUUUUGCUAUUGAAAAACAAACUUUGUUCCAAUUUAAAGGGUUUAAAGUACCUAAAAAAAAGAAAAUUGUAGAUGUUUUGUUCCAAUUUAAAGGGGGGAGUAAGGAAAAGUGAAAGCAUCAGCAGGAUGAGCUUAAAAACAAUAAAAGACCCCGGCACCAUAUCCCUUAAGCCUCUUGAGUUCAAUAAAAUCAUAAAAGAGCUAGACAAAAUCAUAAACAAUGCAAAUUACGGACAAAGAAGGGUUAUCUUACUCCCCCCCCCCCUCCGUGAGCGAACAAAAAAAUUUUGUUCGCUCACGGAGGGGGGUUUAAUUUUUUUUUUUAAAAAAAAUUUAUAUAUAUAAAUUUUAAAAAAAAUAUUUUUUUCGAAAUUUAAAAAAAUCCUAAUUUGCAAAAAUUGGGAAGCAAAUAUUAAUUUAAUUUGCAAAAUUUAUGUUUUAAAACGCAAUUUGUUUAAAAUUAAACAGAAUUAGCUCUAGAUUUCAUUAUACUAAUUAUCACUUAUAUAUCCAAAUUUUUUUCCAUUAAAAUUUUUUCUAUUAAAAAAAUUUUUGUUCACUCACGGAGGGUGGGUUUUUGGUCAAAAAAUGGCGAUUUUUCUAAUGGUUUUGUUCGCUCACGGAGGGGGGGGGGGGAGUUAGAAGAAGGACGACUAAAUUAUAUUCACCUAGAAGAAGGUGAAUCCCAACUUUUUACGAUAUUUUCAGAAAAUAAGCCAAUCCCGCUGAAAAUCAAAAUUGAACGAAAAAUUGGGAAGAAAAUGCUAACAACUUACAUUUCAAGAAAAGUGCAAUUUCCUGACUCUGACCAGCAUGAUGCAGUUUAUACACGGGAUGAGUUUGAGAUUAGCGAUUCUGGAUUGCGUGAAUUAAAUUUCGCUACACAAAGAAUUUGCUUGAAUAUUACAUCAAGCGAGACUUGCAGCUUUAUAAUUGGUAUCAAUUUCGGUUUAUAAUAUUUAUUUUUAAAUCAUAUAUUUUUUUUAAAAUUGGCAAGAUUUGCAUGAAAAUUAUUUAAUUAAUUAAUAUAACUAAAUCUCAAUUUCGGAAGAAUAAUUUCUAAAGACGCCUGCGAAUUAUUUAAAAGAAGAGAUAAAGAGGAAGAAUAUUUAAACCAAACUAAUAAGCAAACUCCUGUAUAUUUAGAAGAAGAUUCUCUUGAUAGGAAAUUCAAAAAACAAGAAAGUGCUAUGCAUUCUAUUAAUUUUGUAAAACGAAAUAUACAAAGAGCACAGUCUUGCCAAAGGCUAAACGAUUUUGUAACAGAAAGAAGGGACAUUUCAGAAAGCCGACGGAGAAAUGUGGUUUCCAGACACCAUGAAAUUUUAGCUGAACGAAAAAUUCGAGGGGAAAUUUUGAUAAAAAAGAGCGAAAUAAGGAAAACAUUAUAUAAUCAGGUUGAAAAAGUAUAUAAAAUUCACCAUGUAAAGCAUGAAUUUGGCAAGAGAUGACUAAGCUUGAUGCAUUUCUGUAAAUCUAUUAUUAUUUUCAAAGAAAAACUAGAAAAAAGGAAAUCAAUAGCAAAAACUAAUUUAAAAUCAUUAUUUGCCGUCAUUACUUUUCAAAAUGCUUGGAAAAAAUACAUUAAGCAAGUCCCAGUUCAAGACCUCAAUAUGAGAAGAGCUCGAAAUGCUCUAUUAUUUUAUGGAGCCCAUGCCAGAACUUUUCUGCUUGCUAAAGUAAAGCGGCAAAUUUUAAUAGCGAAUUACCACAGUUCCAUCAAUUUUAAGCUUCCAGCCUAUUUUAUUAAUUUUCUUUCAAAAAUUUUAUUUAUACAAAGCUCUUGAAAAACUUAUCAGAAAACCAAAAAUAAAAGAUUAAAUAAAAUAAAUCAUCUGUGAAACAAAACAAUAGACAAUAUCGUAAAGAAAGUAAUGAAUCGUAAGCGAAAAACUAAAAAAUCGAAAACUAUUAUAAACAAACUCAUUAAUAUUCCACAAGAAUCAAAAAAAUCAUUAAUUUCUAUAUAUCUGCAAAAUGCGAUGAAAAAUUAUAUUGAGACUAUGAGAGAACCUACAGCUGUAGAAGAGAAAAUUAUUGAAAAAACUUCAGGAAAAAAUACUGCACAGCAUUCUAGAACUUCUUCAAGGUACGGAACCCGUGUAAAGAUAAAUUAUAUGCCAAGCCAAGAAGAUGUUAUUGGAAUGAUAAAAUCAGCAGCGGCCAUAGACAGCCCUUUGAAAACCUAA
Blepharisma stoltei is the source of this 2782-nucleotide messenger RNA. The record is from the annotation of a GenBank genome assembly. Lineage: Eukaryota; Ciliophora; Heterotrichea; Heterotrichida; Blepharismidae.